ACUUGCUGAGAAUUUAUCGCUUAGAUUCGGAUUUUCCAAAUCCUGUUUUUUCUAUGCCUGCAUUGACAGCGCCACCUCCUUUCAAAGAACAAACAGGGAUUGUUAUGGCUGCUUUCUCAAGUUGUGAACCUGUGCGUAUUGCAUAUAUGAAAUAAUUGAUGCAGUAUAUGGAGGUCGAUUCUUACGGAGGUUGUCUUAGAAACAAAAACGAUUCAGUUCGCAGGUAUGGCUCUGGAAACGGCAAAGACUUCAAGCAACUCAGAACAGAACUGGCUAGAAAGUGCAAGUUUAGCCUGGUGUUUUUUAAUCAAGACUGCGACUAUUUUGUUUACGAUCAACUGUUGCAUGCGCUGAAUGCAGGCUCGGUUCCCGUGGUGAUGGUCACAGACAAACUCGAUGAGUUCCUGCCCGGCAAUCUGCGACACGCCGUCAUAGAAGUACGCGAUUUUAAAUGUCCAAAACUUCUUGCUGAGCACGUAAAAUAUCUUAUCCAUAACGAGACUGAAUACAACAAAUAUUUGGAGUGGAAGCAGGCAGGAAUUGGUAACAUUACAGUUAUUACUAUUAUUAUUACAGGUAACAUAACUGUUAUUGGAAACUACUGGCAGCCAAAGUAUCCAAUUUAUUGCCGAAUGUGUGUUGCACUUUCGAAGGGUCGAGUACACAAAGAUGGUCUCCCAAAAGACAACUGUCAAGCAAGGAAGGCUGCAAGCUGGGGACUAGCAUAGUGAUGAUAGCUGGAUUCUGACCGCUAGCGUGCUUGUUACAAAGUACAGUAUAACAUUAGUGCGGAAAUUCGGCACGAAAUUUCGCCAUUUUCGUCAAGAGUAAUUUUCUCACGUUCACGUUCGCGUUGACGUUCAUGUUUCUUCCGUGUUUCAGUUCAAUGUUCCAGCAAUGCUUGAAUGUUUUGUUACUUCUUCCCAUUAUUCGAUGGACUGGCCAAUCAAAACUGGUAAAAUUUCUGCGACAUCAAGAUGGCCUGCAGAACAAGCCGUUUGGAGACAGGGCGUGCGUGAUUCUACGCGCUCGUCUUGACGCUAUCGCGCUCUGUGGGUAGUGCUUCGCGCCCCCGUAUCAAGAGAACAUUUGUGUGUUCAGCAAGAUCAUUCAAAAGUCGGACGCGUUUGUUUACUUCACUUCAUUAUAUUCACUUCACUUCGUUAUUUGCGCACGUUGUCCAUUUCACAUAAUUGUUCUCUUCUACGGAGCCGCGCAAAUUACCAAGAAAAGUAUGAUAAAGAGAGACAUAUUUAAUAUUUAAGACUGAAAUUGGAAAAAUUUUCCACGUAAAGUCUAAAUGUACUUGCGUUCUAUCACGAAUUCCGUUAUCUGAUUGGCUACGCUACUCACUAUCUAUUCUGUCGUAGAUUAGUGAGUAGCGUAGCAGUGUGCAUUUGUUAAUAAAAUGGCGGACGCUUUGCGUUUUCGAAGUGUCUGUAAGAAGAUUUGAUAGAGUAAACGACUAGUA
This is a messenger RNA of Orbicella faveolata, 1471 nucleotides long. RefSeq names its product GDP-fucose protein O-fucosyltransferase 4-like. Gene Ontology annotation, cellular component: membrane. Lineage: Eukaryota; Metazoa; Cnidaria; Anthozoa; Scleractinia; Merulinidae. Gene Ontology annotation, molecular function: alpha-(1->3)-fucosyltransferase activity. The record is from RefSeq and is a predicted model, not a curated record.